Messenger RNA from Austrofundulus limnaeus, 2220 nucleotides. RefSeq names its product EGF containing fibulin extracellular matrix protein 2a (gene efemp2a). Gene Ontology annotation, molecular function: calcium ion binding. The transcript has 12 exons. Bases 430 to 1737 code for a protein of 435 amino acids. The record is from RefSeq and is a predicted model, not a curated record. NCBI's taxonomy places the organism in Eukaryota, Metazoa, Chordata, Actinopteri, Cyprinodontiformes, Rivulidae.
UCCCCGCUCACUCCCUCAGGGUCACACAGGCAGCACUUUCAGGGAUCACUUGUAGACGACAGCUCUGCCGGGACGAUCGCAGCCAGCAGACGAACACGCCGGUGCGUUGGAGGCUCACAGACCCGAGACCCGAGAGAAGCGACUCACCUGCCAUACACGUCAGAGCUGCACCGCUGCCCUGCUGUCUGCUCUGCUCUCCCAGCUGCACUUGGCCUGUCUCUGGAGCCAAGAUAACGUGGCUGUGUAGUUUGGCUCUGACUGUAACGGGAGGUUAGACAGGAAAAGAGGCGACACCACUUUGACAACAGUUCAUCGCAGAAUCUGGAUUUCACAGCAUUGCUACCUGUCUGAUAGUUGUGUGUGUGUGUGUGUGCGUGCGCAUGUUUUUUGUGUGUUUCUGCUUGAUUGCCCAUCAGUUAGUGCAUUAGUAUGCAGGGUGUUUGUGUGUCAGUCUUGUGUGCGUGCAUAUGUGCGUCUGUGCUCCUCCGCAGUGCGAUUUCACAGUCACACAGAGAAACUGACACCUACACGGAAUGCACAGAUGGGUAUCACUGGGACCCUCAGACGGAGCACUGCAAAGACAUAAACGAAUGCGAGACCAUCCCGGAUGCCUGCAAAGGGGAGAUGAAGUGCUUCAACCAUUACGGGGGCUACCUGUGCCUUCCCCGCUCCGCAUCGGUUAUUCCUGCCCCGGAGCCCCCCAACACACCCACCGAGGCCUGCCCCGUGGGCUACGAGCCGCACGGAGACAUCUGUGUGGAUGUCGAUGAGUGCGAGCGAGAGGAACAUGACUGCCAGCCCAGCCAGGAGUGCAUCAACACGCUGGGGGCCUUCACCUGCCAGUGUCCCGAUGGUUACCGCAAAGUUGGCACCGAGUGUAUCGACAUCGACGAGUGCAGGUACAGGUACUGCCAGCACCGCUGCGUUAACGUGCCCGGCUCCUUCUCCUGUCAGUGCGAGUCCGGCUUCCAGCUGGCAGGAAACAACCGAUCGUGCGUCGAUGUGAAUGAAUGUGAGAUGGGAGCCCCCUGCUCUCAGCGAUGUUACAACACAUACGGAACUUUCCUGUGCCGCUGUGAUCAGGGCUACGAGCUCGGGCCUGAUGGUUUUACCUGUAACGACAUCGACGAGUGCAGCUACUCCAGCUACCUGUGUCAGUAUCAGUGUGUCAACGAGCCCGGGAAGUUCUCCUGUGUGUGUCCAGAGGGAUACCAGCUGCUGGGCAGCCGACUGUGUCAGGAUAUAAACGAGUGUGAAACUGGUGAACAUCAGUGCACCGAGACGCAGACGUGUGUAAACAUCCACGGUCAGUACCAGUGUGUGGACAACAACCGCUGCCAAGAUCCUUACAUCCAAGUGUCUGACAACCGCUGCGUGUGUCCGGUCAGCAAGCCCGCCUGCAGGGAUCAGCCGUUCUCCGUGGUCCACCGCUACAUGAGCAUCACCUCGGAGCGCUCCGUCCCCUCAGACAUCUUCCAGAUCCAGGCCACCAGCGUGUCGGCGGGGGCGUACAACACCUUCCGCAUCCGCUCGGGGGACAACAACGGAGACUUUUACAUCAGGCAAAUCAACAACAUCAGCGCCAUGCUGGUUCUGGCCCGCGCGGUGUCAGGACCCAGAGAGUACACGUUGGACCUGGAGAUGGUGUCGGUCAACCCUCUCCUCAGCUACCAGGGAAACCACCAGACCAGCUCUGCUCUCAGACUUUCUAUCUAUGUCGGGCCGUACGCCUUUUAAAGCAGCUGCAGCAGAGGAGGACGAGGAGUGGACGGGUCCAAACGAGGCUGUAAAACAAGCAGAAGUGGUCGAUGCAGUUCAGCCAGUCACUGUGACGAUACAUCUUUCUCUCUGUACCGUAUAAACUCCUCGUAGCAGCCGCGCCCCACAGAAUCCUUCAAGUUUUUAUCAGUUUAAUCCCGUCUUCCAUCUUUACUUUCACUCUUUCCAUCCACUUGAUUGUUUCAGGGCGGAAAACGAAUCUGCAUGACGAGUUCUCAGGUGGAACAAUUCACCAGAUUUAUCAGCUCAUCGUUUGUCACUUUCUCCUUGUUUCCUGUCGAUUCAGUAACCACUCACAUCAGACCUCAGCGCCCACUCGCCUCCGUCACCCGACACUCCCGUGUUUCUUCUCCGACGUUUCUCGGUUUGUUAUUUCGUGUGGUACCUUAUACUUUUUUUUAUUUUAAAGAUCUGAAACCAAAUAAAACUGUAUAACUUUUG